AUGUGGAUCCUGCAGUUCCUGUUGGGCCUGGUCCUGACUUCUCUCCUCGUGCACGUCGAUGCCAAUACGGAAAAAGUGGUCUUUGUGGCUCCGGCAGCUGAGCCAUUGCCCUCUGAUGCCAGUAUUGACAACUUGUUAUUGACAUCCUUCUCCGAGCCUUUCCCCAGCGCCCGAACAUAUAUCAAUGCAAGCUUCCCAACCAAAGACUCGGAGAAGGGGACUGUAACUUGGUUCUUGUUGGAGCAACUACAGCCAGGCAGACGGUACGAAGUCCGUAUCUGUUGGCUUGCAACCCAACCCACUUCAUUUUGGCUCUACACCCACUCCAUUGAUCAUGUCUUUGGAGAUGCAGAUCUCAUCACAUCUCUGAGCGGAUACGCCUACGCCCGUCACGACCAUCUGAGCUCCGAAGAUAUCAUCUCGUUGCAGGCGCGUAAGCCUCCCAAAUCGACGGCUGCUUCCACGACGACUCUCUUCCUUCAGGUUUUCGCCAUGGCCGACUAUUACAGUCUUGACACUGAUUUGAUGGAGCACGUCCCCCCGGUCGCGGUUGAUGUCAUUCUUGACCCUUUUAUUCUCAACGUCCUUCCAAGAUCGCUUCUGCCGACUGGGCUGUACCUGGUAUUGAUUGUAAUUGGAGCCUGGUUGCUCUCUGGUUGGGUGUCCAAGAAACUCACGGCUCGUUCGCCAGAUGGAGAUGUUGUUUUUGAUUCCAAGAAACCACUUCAUGAUUGAGAACAGAGGAAACUCCUCGGCAUAGGAUGGAAGGCUAGGGAUUCCUGAUCCGUCGGGGGAGAGAUAAUCAUUGUCAGGCAGCUGUCCGAACUCGGGCUGAGGUAGGCCUGGUAGUGGGCCCGAGCCAUUCGGAUCAUCUCCCGUGUACGCCAGUGCGCCAGAAGUGGUCAGGACGGGGCCCCGACCAUCAGCCUCCAUCUCGAAUCGUAACUGCCAGGGUGGCUGCGUAUCCAUUGCGUCGAUGGCGUCAAAAUUAAAGGGAACAUUGUUGACGGCGGGAUCGUCCAUCAACGGUUGGCUAGGGGUCUGGUCACCCGUGCUCGGCGCAGAUCGGCGGGUGUUGUCCUUAUUGAUGGGGUCUCCAAAGAUGUUAUGGAUGUCUUGCCUCCGCCUCUGCAUUUGUAUCUGGUCGCGCUUUUUGAUGUGCUCGAUGGCGGCGAGCCGCAAAUACAAUGUGAUGGUGUACAGGCGACGGGCAGAAACAUCGUCCUUGGCCAUAAUGGUCAAGAUGGCCUCGGCUUGGCUGAUGCUGCUCAACAAGGGAAAGGAUUUGUCAAAGUUUCCAAAGAUGGCGAAUCCAAUGACUAUGCCUGAAAUGAAGACACUGUUGGUGAUCAUGAACAACCGUCGAGGAAUGCCUGGGGUGUGGACCAGGUCGGUGGCAAUCUCAAUGCUUCUGAGAGCGGCAUCGAUGCAGGCCUCGCUGAGGGUCAUGGUCACAUUGCUGCCGGCACCGUCGACCUCUUCGUCGCGAUUUUUGAUUUUGGACGAGACCUUGUAAAUCAAAAAGGGUCUCGUGAGCAGGAUGAUGGACCAGUAGUAGAUGCCCUUGAGAUGAGCAAUGCCGAUGGAUUGUCGCAGGGUGGGUGAGGUAGAACCAGGCUUUUGAUCGAGACUGUCCGCUUGCAAGCCCGUGGGCAACGACAUGGUCCAGUCUCGAUACUGCCUCGAGAUGCUUUCGACCAAUUGUACAGAGACUUCACGGCGACAAUAGACCUCGUUCAGGAUCCUCU
This is a messenger RNA of Exophiala mesophila, 1748 nucleotides long. RefSeq lists its product as uncharacterized. Gene Ontology annotation, cellular component: endoplasmic reticulum membrane; mannosyltransferase complex. The transcript has 3 exons. Bases 1 to 735 code for a protein of 244 amino acids. Gene Ontology annotation, biological process: GPI anchor biosynthetic process. The record is from RefSeq and is a predicted model, not a curated record. Gene Ontology annotation, molecular function: mannosyltransferase activity. Lineage: Eukaryota; Fungi; Ascomycota; Eurotiomycetes; Chaetothyriales; Herpotrichiellaceae.